Molecule: messenger RNA, 3643 nt
Organism: Clarias gariepinus (North African catfish)
Lineage: Eukaryota; Metazoa; Chordata; Actinopteri; Siluriformes; Clariidae
Gene: naglu
Product: N-acetylglucosaminidase, alpha
Exons: 7
Coding region: 118-2385 (755 amino acids)
Source: RefSeq, a predicted model, not a curated record
GCUGCACGUGAAUGGCUUCCUGUUUCUCUUGGGAUGAUAAUAAAUAGGAGAAAGACGGGGGAAAAAGUUUUGGUUUCCAUGGAUUCCGUGUCGUUAUCGUUUGUGGAAUAAAGAAAAAUGACACGAGCACAGGCCUGUUUAUUUCAAUCUCUUCUCGUGGUCUUGUUCUUCCUGGGGUUGGUUUCGGGAAGUCGAGAGUUUGAGACUUUGGCACAUUUGCGAGCGAAAUCCAGCGACGAAACGCAAACCAGAGCGGUGCUCGAGCUGCUGAGGAGGCUGUUGGGGGAAAUCUCGCGAGAGUUCGUGGUCUCCGUCAACGGCUCGCUGUCCUCGGACGGUCUGGACGUGUGCGAGCUGCGAUCAGGGAGGGACCAUGUGGUGGUGGUGGGGAGCAGCGGCGUGGCGGCGGCCGCCGGCGUCUAUCACUACCUCAAGUACUACUGCAGCUGUCACGUGUCCUGGUCUGGAGAUCAACUGCGCGUGCCCCGACCGUUACCGCGCAUCGCGGGCGUCCUGCGAAUCAGCACGCAGCACAGGUUCCGGUACUAUCAGAACGUGUGCACUCAGAGCUACUCGACCGUGUGGUGGGACUGGCCACGAUGGCAGCGAGAGAUCGACUGGAUGGCGCUCAAUGGCAUCAAUCUGCCCCUGGCUUUUACUGGGCAGGAGGCGCUGUGGCAGAAACUUUACACGUCUCUGGGUCUAAAUCAGACAGAACUCGAUGAAUUCUUCACUGGUCCAGCGUUCCUAGCCUGGAAUAGGAUGGGAAAUCUGUUUCAGUGGGGAGGCCCACUGCCCCAGUCCUGGCACACCAAACAGCUCUCUCUUCAGGUUCAAAUCUUGGAGCGGAUGAGAUCAUUGGGAAUGAUUCCUGUUCUGCCGGCUUUCUCAGGGAUCGUGCCUCAUGGCAUUAUGCGCCUGUUUCCCGAAGCCAACGUAACCAAGCUGAAGCCAUGGAGUCAUUUUAACUGCACGUAUUCCUGUGCGUACGUGCUAGAACCUCGUGACCCGCUGUUCCAGCGCAUCGGCUCUCUGUUCCUGUUGCAACUGGUUAAAGAGUUCGGGUCGGACCACAUCUACAACACAGACACCUUUAAUGAGAUGAAUCCUCCCUCCUCUGACCCAGCCUAUCUAACCUCAGUUAGUAGAGCAGUAUUCAACUCUAUGACUUCAGUGGACCCACAAGCCAUUUGGCUGAUGCAGGGUUGGCUAUUCGUUAACAACCCAGAGUUCUGGAAACCUCCACAAAUCAAGGCACUCCUCAACGGUGUACCUCAGGGGCGUAUGAUCGUCUUAGACCUUUUUGCCGAGUCCAUGCCUGUUUUUAACUUCACCCAGUCCUUCUAUGGCCAGCCCUUUAUCUGGUGCAUGCUUCACAACUUCGGAGGCAAUAGUGGCCUGUUUGGCACAGUGCAGCGUGUUAACUCUGGUCCUUUUGAAGCUCAGAAGUUCCCUGGUUCCACUCUUGUGGGCUUAGGCAUUGCACCCGAGGGCAUUGAGCAAAACCCGGCCAUCUACGAGCUGAUGGCUGAGCUGGCGUGGCAUAAAGAAGCAGUUAAUUUGACUGAGUGGGCAUCGCUGUACGCAUGGCGCCACUAUGGCAACACUAAUGAGAGCCUGGCACUUGCCUGGCGUCUGCUGUUUGGGAGCGUGUACAACUGUACCAUUCCUGCGUACAAGAACCACAACCGGAGUCCUCUGGUGCACAGACCGUCCCUGAAGAUGCAGACAGAUAUUUGGUACAAUCCUGCGGAUGUCUAUGAGGCCUGGAGGCUGCUGUUGGAAGCAGCACCUUCGCUGAUGUCUGUCGAUACUUUCCGUUACGAUCUGGUGGACGUGACGCGUCAGGCUGUUCAGCUCCUUACAACACAGUUCUACAUAGAAAUUCGAAGUUCUUUCCAGGCCGAAAACCUUCCAGAACUCCUGACGGCUGGAGGUGUGCUCAUCCACGACCUCUUACCCGAACUGGACCGCCUUCUUUCCAGUGACUCACACUUCCUGUUGGGGGUGUGGCUUGAACAAGCACGGUCCCUGGGCAUGGAUGAACAGGAGGCAGAGCUGUACGAGCUAAACGCCCGAAAUCAAAUCACUCUCUGGGGACCUGACGGCAACAUCCUGGACUAUGCCAGCAAAGAGUGGGCGGGGCUAAUGAUCGAUUACUACUUGCAGCGCUGGAGGUUUUUUGUCAGCACUCUCGUGAAAUGCGUUGACCAGGGCCAACCUUUCAAGCAGGACGAUUUCAACAAGGCUGUGUUCCAAAUUGAGAAAGGCUUCGUCUACAACCAGAAGAGGUACCCUUCCAAACCGAGUGGGGAUACGUAUGACAUCACUCGGAGGAUAUUUCUCAAAUACUACCCACAAGUUUUGAAGAUGUUAAAACCAUAAAACCAUGUAUACCUAAUUUUUUUAAUGAAUACUACACAUAUCAUUUCCAUCUGAUAUUUCUUGUCUUAUCACAGUAGUGUAUUCUCCACAUUGUGUAUGUUUUUCCAAGUCAUUAUUCUUCAAUUUUACUGUGAAUUGUACGCUCACAGUCAGUUUAAUCUGUGCCAAAUUAAAUACACUGAUUGGAUGAUCUGCUGUGGCGCUCCCUAACAGAAGCAGCCGAAAGAACAACGACAAUUCAGAUGGUGUCUCAGCAAAAGGGGAACAAGCUUCAAUCAGACUCCAACCUUCCAAAUCCUAAAGCUUUCGGCAAAAAAAGUUUACAAAAGAAAACAAACGCACACUAUCCUAUGGCCAGAGCUUCUGAGUCAAAAAAUAUAAUGUAGCAAAGAUGUUUACAGUAGCACUUUUAGAGACUGGUUAUGAGGCUGAUUUAAAAAUUAUUAUCUUCUGCAGUAUCAGAAGGCUAUGGUCAAGGCUUUCACUGACGAUAAGCCGAUCAGUGGUCUUGUUUUGCACACAUUCCAGUCCGAGUUAAAAAUUAUCCGCACUCCGGUUAUAUUAAAACUUCUGUUGGCCGCAGGGUCUUACCGGCGCUUUCCGCUCAAGGCUACUGUCUCCCGAGUCACUGAUGUGCAGGAGUGAAUGAUUUACAUCAGUUCAUUUGUAACUGCGGUGCAAGUAAAAAUAGAUGCCUUACUUGUAAUUUGCACUAAAGAAAAGCAGCGUGCAGUAAAAUUCAUUAAUGUGAUUUGGAGUUUGUGAUUCUUAAGGGCCAGAAUUGAAACAUUAUCAGGAAAAAAGGUUCAACAAUCAACAGUGCUGCCCACACUCUCAACACUUUGUUGUUUUUUAAGGUGUUAAAGCAUCCCCCCUAUAGUCCUGCUCUCGCUUCUUCUGACUUUUUGAAACUGUUUGGUCCCUUGAAAGCAGCCCUACAAGGUUAUAUUAAAACUUCGCUUCGCCGCACACUUCUGAUGAAGAAGUGAAGACAGCGGUGCAUUUGUGGCUUGCAGCUCAGCCGUAAACGAAAGCUUGACAGUAAGCAAGAAGAAAUUAUGUGGAAAAAUUAAACAUCAGUGUGGGUAAUGUUUGACUCACCCUGGUGUAUAAUAUACAAUCAUAAUGUUUAAUGGAUGCAGUAAAGAAAAAAUAUGAAAGCUUGGUGUUUACAUCUAGGGUUCUUCUGACUUUUUAGAAAUGUGGAAAAAAUUUAUGAAAUGCUAUUUUUGUACCAUGUUGAAUAAAAUCCAUUCUU